CCGAAAAAGAGGUCAUAGGGUGAUAUUCACCGGAAUCUACACAUUUGAAUCAGCUGUUAAAGUGAUGGCACGAGGUUUCAUUUUAUGCCCGUUUACGUAUCUUAGAGAUGCAUGGAAUUGGCUGGACUUCGUAGUAAUAGCUUUAGCUUAUGUGACUAUGGGUAUUGAUUUAGGUAACCUCGCAGCAUUGAGAACGUUUAGGGUACUGCGAGCACUUAAAACCGUAGCCAUCGUGCCAGGCUUAAAGACUAUCGUCGGCGCUGUCAUCGAAUCAGUAAAAAAUCUGCGUGAUGUGAUAAUUUUGACAAUGUUCUCGCUGUCAGUUUUCGCGCUGAUGGGUCUACAAAUUUACAUGGGUGUUCUAACACAGAAGUGCAUUAAAAAAUUCCCCUUAGACGGCUCAUGGGGAAAUCUGACUGACGAAAACUGGGACUACCACAACCGAAACAGUUCAAAUUGGUAUUCAGAGGAUGAUGGAUAUUCCUUUCCGCUUUGCGGGAAUAUAUCAGGUGCUGGGCAAUGUAGUGAUGAGUACGUUUGUCUACAGGGCUUUGGUCCUAAUCCAAAUUACGGAUACACCAGUUUCGAUUCAUUCGGUUGGGCUUUCCUCUCGGCGUUCCGUCUAAUGACACAGGACUUUUGGGAAGAUUUGUACCAGCUCGUUCUUAGAGCGGCUGGUCCCUGGCACAUGCUGUUCUUUAUAGUCAUCAUCUUCCUAGGUUCAUUCUAUCUUGUGAAUUUGAUUUUGGCCAUUGUUGCCAUGUCUUAUGACGAAUUACAAAAGAAGGCCGAAGAAGAAGAGGCUGCCGAAGAGGAGGCGAUUCGCGAAGCGGAAGAGGCAGCGGCAGCAAAAGCUGCUAAAUUGGAAGAGCGAGCAAAUGCAGCAGCUCAGGCGGCAGCAGAUGCAGCUGAAGCGGCUGAAGCAGCCUUGCAUCCAGAGUUGGCGAAAAGCCCGACUUAUUCGUGCAUUAGCUAUGAGCUCUUUGUCGGUGCCGAAAAGGGAAACGAUGACAACAAUAAGGAGAAAAUGUCGAUACGCAGCGUUGAAGUUGUAUCGGAGUCGGUGAGCGUUAUUCAAAGACAACCAGCACCUACUACAGCACCCGCUACUAAAGUCAGAAAAGUGAGCACGACAUCCUUAUCCUUACCUGGUUCACCGUUUAACAUACGCAGGGGAUCACGUAGUUCACAUAAGUACACAAUUCGAAAUGGACGUGGUCGUUUCGGUAUUCCAGGUAGCGAUCGCAAACCGCUCGUAUUGUCAACAUAUCAGGAUGCACAGCAGCAUUUACCAUAUGCUGAUGACUCAAACGCAGUUACGCCGAUGUCCGAAGAAAAUGGUGCUAUAAUCGUGCCGGUGUACUAUGGCAAUUUAGUUUAUGGUUCAGUCUCCGUUUACUAUUUUCCAACAGAAGACGAUGACGAGGAUGGUCCUACGUUUAAGGAUAAGGCUCUUGAGGCCAUACUUAGAGGGAUUGACAUUUUUUGUGUGUGGGAUUGUUGCUGGGUAUGGUUGAAAUUUCAAGAAUGGGUGUCACUAAUUGUUUUUGAUCCGUUCGUUGAGCUUUUUAUUACGUUGUGUAUUGUUGUGAACACAAUGUUUAUGGCAAUGGACCACCACGAUAUGAACAAGGAAAUGGAGAAAAUAUUAAAAAGCGGCAAUUAUUUCUUCACUGCGACUUUUGCCAUCGAAGCCACAAUGAAACUGAUGGCCAUGAGUCCGAAAUAUUACUUUCAGGAGGGCUGGAAUAUAUUCGAUUUCAUUAUUGUUGCACUUUCACUUCUUGAACUAGGUCUGGAAGGAGUUCAAGGCCUUUCCGUUUUGAGAUCAUUUCGAUUGCUUCGAGUUUUUAAACUUGCUAAAUCGUGGCCAACUCUAAAUUUACUAAUUUCCAUUAUGGGUCGCACCAUGGGUGCAUUGGGUAAUCUAACAUUUGUCCUUUGCAUUAUCAUAUUCAUCUUUGCUGUAAUGGGAAUGCAACUUUUCGGGAAGAACUAUACGGACAAUCAGGACAGAUUUCCAGACGGUGAUUUACCACGCUGGAACUUUACGGAUUUCAUGCAUUCAUUUAUGAUCGUUUUCCGGGUAUUAUGUGGUGAGUGGAUUGAGUCCAUGUGGGACUGCAUGUAUGUCGGCGACGUCUCCUGCAUUCCGUUCUUUUUGGCUACGGUCGUGAUUGGAAACUUGGUCGUGCUUAAUCUUUUCUUAGCCUUGCUUUUGUCUAAUUUCGGUUCAUCUAGUCUAUCGGCCCCAACAGCCGACAAUGACACUAAUAAAAUCAUGGAAGCGUUUAACAGAUUUUCGCGUUUUAAAGCAUGGAUAAAGCGUAAUUUUGCCAAUUGUUUCAAUUAUAUUCGUAACAAAUUGACAAAUCAAAUUAGUGAUCAACCAUCAGAGCAUGGUGACAACGAGCUGGAACUAGGCCAAGAUGACAUUAUUGCCGAUGGCCUAAUCAAAAAAGGGAUCAAGGAGCAAAACCAGCUAGAGGUUGCAAUUGGCGAUGGCAUGGAAUUCACGAUACAUGGCGAUAUGAAGAACAACAAGCCGAAGAAACCGAAAUAUCUUAAUAAUGCAACGAUGAUUGGAAACUCAAUUAACCACCAAGACAAUAGACUGGAACAUGAGCUAAACCAUAGAGGUUUGUCCUUACAGGACGACGACACUGCCAGCAUCAACUCAUAUGGUAGCCAUAAAAAUCGACCAUUUAAAGACGAAAGCCACAAAGGGAGUGCAGAAACAAUGGAGGGUGAGGAGAAACGUGAUGCCAGUAAAGAAGACCUUGGUCUGGACGAAGAACUAGACGAGGACGGUGAAUGUGAAGAAGGACCACUUGAUGGAGACAUUAUAAUACAAGCAAACGAAACCGAUAUUCUUGACGAAUACCCGGCUGACUGCUGUCCGGACUCAUAUUAUAAGAAGUUUCCAAUAUUAGCUGGUGACGAAGAUUCGCCUUUUUGGCAAGGAUGGGGCAAUUUACGACUGAAAACUUUUCAAUUAAUUGAAAAUAAAUACUUUGAAACAGCUGUUAUCACUAUGAUUUUAAUGAGUAGCUUAGCUUUGGCCUUAGAAGAUGUCCACCUCCCGCAAAGACCAAUACUGCAGGAUAUCCUUUAUUAUAUGGACAGAAUUUUUACAGUUAUAUUUUUCUUAGAAAUGUUAAUCAAAUGGUUGGCCCUCGGCUUCAAGGUUUACUUCACGAACGCGUGGUGCUGGCUUGAUUUCGUCAUCGUAAUGCUUUCACUCAUCAAUUUGGCCGCGGUUUGGUCCGGAGCAGAUGAUGUGCCGGCAUUCCGCUCUAUGCGUACGUUGCGUGCUCUUCGGCCGUUGCGUGCGGUAUCCCGAUGGGAGGGUAUGAAAGUCGUCGUGAAUGCAUUGGUUCAAGCUAUACCGUCCAUCUUCAAUGUGCUAUUGGUGUGUCUAAUAUUUUGGCUAAUUUUUGCCAUAAUGGGUGUACAGCUUUUUGCUGGAAAAUAUUUUAAGUGCGAGGAUCAAAAUGGCACUAAACUCAGUCACGAGAUCAUACCUAACCGCAAUGCCUGCGAGAGUGAAAACUACACAUGGGUGAAUUCAGCAAUGAAUUUUGAUCAUGUAGGUAAUGCGUAUCUGUGCCUUUUCCAAGUGGCCACGUUUAAAGGCUGGAUACCUAUCAUGAACGACGCAAUUGACUCACGUGAGGUGGGCAAGCAGCCAAUCCGUGAAACGAAUAUCUACAUGUAUUUAUAUUUCGUAUUCUUCAUCAUAUUUGGAUCAUUUUUCACUCUUAAUCUCUUCAUUGGUGUUAUCAUUGAUAAUUUUAACGAGCAAAAGAAAAAAGCAGGUGGAUCAUUAGAAAUGUUCAUGACAGAAGAUCAGAAAAAGUACUAUAAUGCUAUGAAAAAGAUGGGCUCUAAAAAACCAUUAAAAGCCAUUCCUAGACCGAGGUGGCGUCCACAAGCAAUAGUAUUUGAAAUAGUUACUGAUAAAAAAUUCGAUAUAAUAAUUAUGUUAUUCAUUGGCCUAAAUAUGUUUACCAUGACACUCGAUCGAUACGAUGCGUCCGAAACAUAUAAUGCUGUUCUAGACUAUCUAAAUGCGAUAUUCGUAGUUAUUUUCAGUUCCGAAUGUCUAUUAAAAAUAUUCGCCUUACGGUAUCACUAUUUUAUUGAGCCAUGGAAUUUAUUUGAUGUAGUAGUUGUCAUUUUAUCCAUCUUAGGUCUUGUGCUGAGCGAUAUUAUUGAAAAGUACUUCGUAUCUCCAACGCUGUUGCGUGUGGUCCGUGUGGCAAAAGUGGGUCGCGUGUUACGUCUUGUCAAAGGUGCUAAAGGUAUUCGCACGCUGUUGUUCGCGCUAGCUAUGUCACUUCCGGCUCUAUUCAACAUUUGUCUGCUGCUAUUUCUUGUAAUGUUCAUCUUUGCUAUUUUCGGGAUGUCAUUUUUUAUGCAUGUGCGGGAAAAAAGUGGCAUUAACGACGUUUAUAAUUUUAAAACUUUUGGCCAAAGUAUGAUAUUGCUGUUCCAGAUGUCUACCUCAGCCGGUUGGGAUGGCGUUUUAGAUGCUAUUAUCAAUGAGGAAAAUUGCGAUCCACCCGACAACGACAAAGGCUAUCCGGGCAAUUGUGGUUCUGCAACAGUUGGAAUAACGUUUCUUCUCUCAUACUUAGUUAUAAGCUUUUUGAUAGUUAUUAAUAUGUAUAUUGCUGUCAUUCUCGAAAACUAUAGUCAGGCCACCGAGGACGUGCAGGAAGGUCUCACCGAUGAUGAUUAUGAUAUGUACUACGAAAUCUGGCAGCAGUUCGACCCCGAAGGUACGCAAUAUAUACGCUAUGAUCAGCUCUCCACAUUUCUGGAUGUCUUGGAACCGCCUCUUCAAAUACAUAAACCGAACAAGUACAAAAUCAUAUCUAUGGAUAUACCAAUCUGUAGAGGAGAUAUGAUGUAUUGUGUAGAUAUUUUGGAUGCUCUUACCAAAGACUUUUUUGCACGGAAAGGCAAUCCUAUAGAAGAUACAGGUGAAAUCGGCGAAAUUGCUCCCAGGGCAGAUGCCGAAGGACAUGAACCUGUGUCAUCUACUUUAUGGCGUCAACGUGAGGAGUAUUGUACUCGCCUGAUACAAAACGCUUGGCGUAAGUACAAAGCGCGUACAUCUGGUGAAAUGGAAGGGAACAUCGAAAACAAUUUUGAUCCCGAAAGUGGCGAAGGUGAUGGCGAUGGAAGCCGUAGUGGAGCUGGUGGAGAGAGUGGUGAUGGUAUGCGCGAUGGAAACGUAAUCAGCCCGGAAGCUGCUUUAAGUGGGAGUCCAGUAAGUCCGGGUUCUGCGUGUGGUGGAGUCGGUAGCGGAUCAAGCAUCAAAAAUGGCCGACAAACGGCCGUACUGGUGGAAAGUGAUGGUUUUGUAACCAAAAACGGCCAUAAGGUUGUAAUACACUCGCGCUCACCGAGUAUAACGUCGAGAACGGCGGACGUCUGAGCCAGGCCUCGCCCCCCCCUCCAGGAAGCACCUUAAUCGAACUGACCUAAAUCAACAAAAAUAAUUUUCUGCCACAUUCAACAACAACGACAGCGUUAAGCAAAACAAACCUCAACUGCUAUGAGGACUAGUAUCACCAUUACCAGCUGCAGUUUUUUCUACUUUCAGUUCAAAUAUUGAUUCGAAAACUAUGCAAAAGUAAGAAGAAGGAAAAUCUAAUUACCCAAAAUCUCUACUGUGACCUAGUAAUAUUCAAAAAUUUUAAUUUAAAAAUUAGCAUUUUUAUUUAGUAUAAAUAAUCUGCUUACUAUCUUUGUAUUAUCAUGCUCAUAUUUAUGAGAAAUUAUUUUCUGUUAAGCACAUAUUUGUAUACCGUAAUACCUUGCAAAAAUUAUACAAAAAUUAUUUACUAUUAUCUAUACAUGUGUAUGUAAACGCUAUUUCAUUUGCCUCGUAUCUAUUUAUACACUUUAGAGCGAUAUUAUUUCAUAUCUAAUUUAUGAAUAUGUGUUAGCAUAUGUACAUUUAAUGCUCAUACAGGCAUAGCUUUAUAAACGAUUCUGGUGUUUUCGUUCACAACAGCGAUAUGCAGCUGUAAAUUUUAAAAUUUUCAAUGCGAAACAUGCAGGCGUAAGAGAAAAAAUCACAUAAUGAAAUUGUUACAAAAAGCCUACUGCCAUAUCUCUGAGAUCAAAUGCACUAAAGUUUGAAAUAAGAGAAUUAUAUAACAACACACUUACACACACUGUUAUUAAAUUUGAAUUAAAAAUGUAAGACACUGUCCAUUGCAAUAUCAAAAAAUUCACAUUUCACACAAAACAUAACAUGGUAACAAUUCCGACACGUUAUUUUAACUAUCAAACAUGAACUGGGGUAGGGGCGCAUGAAUAAUGGAAUCAAAAGAUAAAAGCAUAAAAAUUUUAAAUUAAAACUAAUUGUAAUGGAACGGUCAGUUAUUAAGAACUAAUCUAUAAAAGUAUUAACGACUGAUGUUAAAUUUACAUAAAAUGUGAUUUACUAAAUAAGGCAUUCUAUAGCCAGACGACCUGGGAACACACUUCACUGACAACUUCUACAUCUCUAUAUAUGUAUGUACAUAUAUGGCGAGAAUAGUUCGAUGUGUGAUUAGGUUUGAUAACUCCACAAUUCUGGAAGAUGAAUAUAAAAAUAUUACGCAACAAAUGACAGACUCGGUAAAAAUCAUUUGCAGCCAACUUGUAAAGAAAAACUUAAUGUUACAAAAGUCGCGAAGAACAAUAAAUGGAAUGUGUACAUCAGCAAUAAAUAAAAGUCAUAAAGGCAAAUAAACUUAAAUACAAAUCGUGCAUAAUCUGAAAUCUAACUAAAGACGAUGACGUGUAGAAAGUAGAUUAAUAAAUACUCCAAUGUGCAAAUAUGGGUAAUUUUCGACUGCAAAUCCCAGUGCAAAUAUAGUGAUAUAACCCUGCAAUGAAAACCGGAUCGCUUAAGAAAUGUUAAAUAUUGGAAACCGUAUACUAAAGUAUGAAUUCUCCGUACCAGGCGCUGAAAAGGUAUACCAAAAAUAACAUAAAUUAAUGAAGCUAAAGGAAUGCUAACAAAAGUUUCGGGAAAAAUGCAACUAA
Molecule: messenger RNA, 7050 nt
Organism: Rhagoletis zephyria (snowberry fruit fly)
Lineage: Eukaryota; Metazoa; Arthropoda; Insecta; Diptera; Tephritidae
Gene: para
Product: sodium voltage-gated channel paralytic
Biological process (GO): membrane depolarization during action potential; sodium ion transmembrane transport; neuronal action potential
Cellular component (GO): voltage-gated sodium channel complex; plasma membrane
Molecular function (GO): voltage-gated sodium channel activity; calcium ion binding
Source: RefSeq, a predicted model, not a curated record